This is a messenger RNA of Seminavis robusta, 543 nucleotides long. NCBI's taxonomy places the organism in Eukaryota, Bacillariophyta, Bacillariophyceae, Naviculales, Naviculaceae. The record is from the annotation of a GenBank genome assembly.
AUGGAACUGCUUGCCGAUUUGCGAAAUGGCGACGACAACAUUCACAAGCACAGAUUUCGCGAUUUGUGGUACGGAGAGUGGGGGGACGACGUGCAAGCCAAAAUGCUCCAAGCGUGGAAGGAUCUGGGACAUCCCGAUCAUUGGCCCACGGCCGAACGGAAUUUGGUAGCGCUGUGUCGUCAAGAUCCCACUUAUAUCCAACCAUUUGCUCUGCUGUCCAAACUCUACUGUCUCCAAGGACGCUUUCAAGACUCCACCGAAAUGUGCCAGCGCAUUUUGGAACUCAAGCCCUAUCAUUUCAUGGUCAUUGAAACUAUGGUUGCCAAUUCCUUUGCCCUUCAACAACUAGUAGAGUCUGAGUCCAACCACCAAGACUGGCAAGCCAAACGAUUGCCACCGCCGUCGCAGCCCAAGGAACGGCUGGAGUGGGUCAAAGCCGCCCGACAAGAUGCCACGCGAUUGUUGGAAAAAGCCAAACAGGGGAACCUUCCACGAGGGAGCGAGGAGGGGGUUCGUACUGAAGAGCCAGAAUCUUGGCAAUAA